This is a messenger RNA of Paramacrobiotus metropolitanus, 4109 nucleotides long. RefSeq lists its product as uncharacterized. Lineage: Eukaryota; Metazoa; Tardigrada; Eutardigrada; Parachela; Macrobiotidae. Bases 2432 to 4015 code for a protein of 527 amino acids. The transcript has 4 exons. The record is from RefSeq and is a predicted model, not a curated record.
UAAUGUUUCAAAGUCCUAAUGUAUAGCUUACUAAUACCUGAUGUAUGCCCUGAUAUGCCUAGCCUUUAACCUGACUGUGUCUGUUUAUGCCUACUUAAAUGACUGUUAUACCGUAAUGCAACCAUUAUUAUUACAACCAUCAGAACCAUCACAACCAUUAGAACUACGGAUGGUACAUUUCUUUGCAGCAGUACUAACCAGUAUGUUGAUUCCUUUUCUUACUGUUUUACUGACUUGCCAUCUAACGAUAAUUUCCUAAUAAAGCUACUUCACAUGCGCUGCCGGCCGGUCUGGUCGUGACCUUUUCCCGUUCUCUAAUUAGCUCUGCCACAUUUAUCAUGUAACAAACUGGUCCGUGUCGACUGAGAAGUACCUGUUGGUUACUUCAGCCGUCAGUUAUUAUUUGUAUUAUUGUUUUUUUUUCUUGAUGUACGAUGCUUUAAUACGACGAUACCAUCAUCCCUUCACAGCGGCUGCCGCUGCCACUGCCGUUUGUACUACGCCUCAUUCAAGCAGCGUGAUUUUCCAAGCGCUAACUAGCCGUAACCGGGAACUGCUGUUUACCCGCGCUUUCCGAUUUCGUAAUACAGUUAACCAUGUUCCGUCUAAUGGAGUUCCGCGAAACGUGAUGUUUUUAAGAAGUCUCCAAAAAAAAAUAAUGAAGCCCGCCCGACGAUUCAAACAUUCAUCAGUCCGAAGUCCAGAUUUACAAGUAAUGUUCGUAUCCUAUUCAUGGACUGGAUGAAGCCCGAUAAACGUUGGUUGGAUUGGGGAACUCCUCCAUAAAGGGAAACCAUUUUCCCCGUGUUAAACUUCAGCUCGUGUAAAGUCAGCCGCCGUACAUUAGUUUAAAUAUUUUCAAAAAAAAUUUAAUUUUAUUCGUUUUUGUUUUUAUUUAGUUAUAUUCAUUAAGUAUCCGUUUAAUAUUUUCCGCAAAAUUCCAAAAAUAACAAUUUAUUAAAUUCUUUUCUUUUUCCUGACUACAUAAUAUUUUGUCACAAAUAAUAUUUUUUUAAUUAACUAAAAUCUAUAAAAAAAUUAUAAUUUCGCUACAAAAAAAUGUUUUUCCUUUCUUUUUUUAUUGAUGAUUGAAAAUUAGCAGUCGAACAAAAGGUCUCUAUGCAGCUAUGGUGUGGCCGCCCUUUACGAUUUCUAGCAGUCACAUCACGCGCGUUGGCCUAAUGAAUUUUUAAUUAAAAAAAAAGGGUUUGAUUAUCAGAUCGAUAACUCACAGCUAUACGAUACAGCCGCACUUUAUGCAGCAUCUGAUUACCUAUCUCCUAAAAAACACAGUUACGAUAAUGUCGGUCAUGGGUGAUGAUGUUAGCGGAGCCGCCGCGUUAACAACUUUAGCUUUGGCGCGCAGCACUGGUUAACCGGGUGCUGUGUUCAAAGUAACGCGACAUGACUGUACAGCGGAAUAAAAAAAACUGGAGAUAAGGUUGAAUCUCAAAAAGGUGUCGUGCUGAUAUCCAGUGGCUAAAAUAUCACGAAAUAUAAAAAAAAAAAUUUUAAUUAAGAACAGCUGAUUCGCAUUUUUAGGUGCCCAAUUUUCUUGGUCCUUUAAAUUUAAUUUUCUUUUUCUCAAAGGGGAAAAGGAAUGUGCAACAAGUGCUCAUAUGCCGCUCUACGAAAGCGUAAAAUAGCCCGUGCCAAAAACCGGUUGCAUAAGGCAUUAAUAAACUUCGACUGCUACAGUAACUUGCUACAGUAACUUGCUAAUUAAUCGAACCACUAUAGUACAAUGUUAUCCGUGCUUAAUUCGGUGAGACGAUUGCGGUUACACACGGUUGAUUAGCUGAGAAGAUAAAAUUUUAACAUUUGAAAAGCUCAUACAGAAAAUUUGUGAAGUAGCAAAGUCCAACAUGAGGAAGCUAAUAUCUCGUUUAAGUAAAUUUCAAACGGCACUAAUCAGAGAAUAAAGCAGUUUAUUUUAAACUUUAAAAAAGGGCAUUCGUUUUCUGCUUUUAAAAUUAUCUAAAUAUUUAGUACAUCCACGGCUGGCUGACUAUAUUUUUCUCUUAUUGUACAUACAUGUUGUGUUAUGACUGUGGACAGUCUGUUUUUGAGGAGAGAAGUGUCACGUAAUGUUUCAAAGUCCUAAUGUAUAGCUUACUAAUACCUGAUGUAUGCCCUGAUAUGCCUAGCCUUUAACCUGACUGUGUCUGUUUAUGCCUACUUAAAUGACUGUUAUACCGUAAUGCAACCAUUAUUAUUACAACCAUCAGAACCAUCACAACCAUUAGAACUACGGAUGGUACAUUUCUUUGCAGCAGUACUAACCAGUAUGUUGAUUCCUUUUCUUACUGUUUUACUGACUUGCCAUCUAACGAUAAUUUCCUAAUAAAGCUACUUCACAUGCGCUGCCGGCCGGUCUGGUCGUGACCUUUUCCCGUUCUCUAAUUAGCUCUGCCACAUUUAUCAUGUAACAAUGCCAUAUAGGGAACAUACUUUCCGGGAGUUGAUUUUUAACGAGUUAAAUAAAUUAAGCCAUAUACUUUUCUCACACCUUACACACACGACAAUGGAGACCAGUGGAAUACGAUCGUUUGGUUAUUCGGACUCAUCGCUGUUCUGUGAAAUUUAUUCUGGCGCCGACAUAUAUCAGUGGAACGCGGUAGAUGUGCCCAAUGACGAGCGACUCUUCGAGCGCGGUCUGGUCAUUAACACCGUCCCUGACGGUGUGAUCGUGGAUUUUGGCGUACCUGGCCGGCGCUCGCAGUUCGUCGAGUACAAAAAGGCGCUGCACUGUCUCAGCUCGCAGCAGGAGCAUGUCGUAACGGGCUGCUUCUGGGACGAGGAAUACAACGGGCAGUUGAGUUAUCCGUCAUCCCAGGCCAGCUUUGAGAUCCUCGCCCGGAUAGACCCUGACCGCCCAUGGACGUGGUAUCCCGCGGUGUUCCUGGUGCGCCGCGUCCUGUGGAACAGAUACGCGUAUGUUCAGAUACAGAUUUUCGAUUGCGUAGUAUCCAAAUUCGUCAGCGCCAUGGUGGUUCGGUUGGGCCGCCGGCACCGGGUGGUGCGCGCUGUCGGGCCGGAUGAUUACAUCACGCGAGCGUGUCCCCUGCCGCGAAAGUACCGGGCGGGGCGGUCCGUUGAGCCGGCGUUGUGGAAUCUGUGGAGGAAAGGCCUGAUGUCGGUGCACGUCUGGAUGGCGUACCCGACCUGCGUACGCAGUGGAAGGCUGCUGUAUCUCCAGGAUCGCUGGAGUCCAACGAAACUGAUGCCGGUAUCUGAAGAAGGACUGGACCGGCUGAACGACAGGGCGAACGCAGAGAUGAAAAGGCGCCUGCAAGCCGGCUGGACCUUCUCCUAUGACCAUUGGCUACCGCCAAAACUGCAACCCGGCACCAGUCCCUGGCGAGCAGCUCCUGUACAGGGAGACUACCAAAUGGCCGCAUUCCCACCGGAACUCUUACGGGCGAUUCUCUCCUCCUUCGCUACGAACGAACGGCCGUUCUACCGCCGUGUCAGUCCGCUGUGGAACGCGGUUAUCCAGCAGGAUGACAGCGACCGAUGCCUGACAGUGAAUUUCGGCAACGCCGCCACGGCUGCCCGAUCUGUCGGUUUCGGCAUCGUCCAGUAUCUCACCGCUGAUACGGAGAUGGUCGCCAUUUCCAACGCCAAAGAACGUUGGCCGUCGGAAGUUCUUAACGACUGCCUGCGUCUGAUCAGCGCCGUGCACGAGCGCCACCGUAAAGGUUCGAAAAAGUUGCAGGUUGUCGUUAACCGUUGCUCCUGGGACCUGGCUAACAACCGCCUCUCCAUCGAGUUGCCGCGAAUGGCCAAAGCGUGUGCCGACGCUGCUGCCGCCCUCGAGCGCAUCAUCUGGCGCAAUUGCCGCUUUUGCGGCAUCGGCGGCAACCACGUCGAGAUUAUUGUGGAGAGUGACGUCACCGUCAUCCGCUGCACGCUGGCUGAAUUGCAGACGGAGUUGUAUGCAAUGCUUAAACGGCAUUUUAAGGUGGCCCGCAUUAGAUCUGUCCAGGAUGGACCGUUUCUCGCAUGGCGUUGAAACUUUAACACAAUGAUGGACUAUUGAAGUGAUGUGGGUAGACUCUGUACUCGUACUAAAAUAGUAACUAAAUUUAGGACAAGGAUUUGUACAA